AUGACCGUUGUAUCGGGAGAUAUCCUCAAACCAACCCACUAUCUGAUCGUUACCUAUCCCGCAUGGUCUCACCUCCGAUCCCUUCUCGGUCUCUGUAAUUCUCUCUUAAUACUCAACCCAUCCCUUCAUCUAACGAUCCUCGUACCUGCUAGUCGCGCCUCAGCUGCUGCCCUGGAGACGUCCCAAUAUCCACCCAUUGUGUCCCCGGAGAGGAAGAAGAUCGUACAUUACGGCGAUGCUUCUUACAAGAAGGACGGGUUGUACGGUGUCCGAGAGGGAUACAAGAUGGAAUGUUUGACAUGGCUGGAGAGUUACACACAACCUUUGGCUGAGUUAGAUGCAGUCAAAGAUUCUAUAACGAAAGAAGACGUACCACUUCAUGACAUACCUCUUACCGCCAUCAUCGCCGAUCUUAAUCUCUGUGCUUUCUCCGUUAGCAUCAAGAAAAUCAUGCGGAGGGAAAAGGGAGAGACACCAAUCUUGUUAACUCUGGCACCUUACAACACAGCUCUUCUCGCUGCGUUCAUGAUGCAAGGGUACGGGGAUCUAUCAGGCAAGAUCGACCGAGUACUGUCUUCAUCGGGCGACGACCAGGAGUUACAAAAGAAGCUAGGAAUGGAAAUUAUCGGGUCAAGUGACGAGAUAGUCAGCAUACCUGGUUUAUCACCUUAUCAGUCCAUGCUGCAUCGCCUCCCGACCAUGGCACAGUUCCUCAAAUAUAUUCCUCUCGUCACGGAACGACUCAUUAUUGGAUGGCCCCACGUUCUUGGACAGAACUUACAAGACCAAGUGACCAAAAGGUUCGGUCCUUCUUAUCAGAUCGGCCCACAGCUUCCUGUUCUUUCCGGAACAGAAUGGGUUGUGGAGGAGCGCGAAGGGGAGUGUAAACAGUAUCUUGAUGCGGCUUUGAUAGAUGAAGGAGAGAACAGCGUCUUUUUCGGCUCGAUAUUGUUCGCACCGACGAAAGACCAGAUCAUUCUGCUUCUUGACGUCCUUGAGGAAUUACAACGAAAGUAUAUCAUGGUGGUUGGGAAUCUGGAUCCUGUAGUGAGACCCGGAGUGGAGGAUAUCAUGCGUGAUCGCGUAGGAAGAGGAGACGAUAAAGGGUUGUUGGUACGAUGGGCUCCACAACGUGCCAUCUUGAGUCAUCCGGCUACCGGAUUAUUCCUCACUCAUGCAGGUGCCAGUUCCGCCGUUGAAGCCAUGACUCUUCGCAUACCGAUGAUCCUCUGGCCAGCGGGAUUCGAUCAACCUUACAUCGCCAACGAGCUCGACGCUUUAGGAGUAGGCUAUGAAUUGUUACAAAUUCGUGAAGGUCCUAAUAUCGGAAGACCAUGCGCUAGGAAUGGAGUGGUUGUACGAGGGACGGCGGAGGCGAUCAGAGGAGAAUUCCUAUUGGCAUUUGGGGAUCUCAAAGGCGGUUUGGUGGGUAGAUUGAGGACUCGGGUAGGAGAAGUUGCCGAGUUGUUAAGGGAGGAUAGGGAAUGCGGGGGGACUUUUAAAAGUAUGUGGGAGCUCAGUCGGAUCGGUCACGAGGAUCUGAAUGAGAUAGAUAGCACAUAG
This is a messenger RNA of Tremella mesenterica DSM 1558, 1563 nucleotides long. RefSeq lists its product as uncharacterized. The transcript is spliced from 9 exons. Lineage: Eukaryota; Fungi; Basidiomycota; Tremellomycetes; Tremellales; Tremellaceae. The record is from RefSeq and is a predicted model, not a curated record. Gene Ontology annotation, molecular function: UDP-glycosyltransferase activity. Bases 1 to 1563 code for a protein of 520 amino acids.